GUUUUGAAGAAGAGUUAUUUUACAAGGCUCAGAAAAACAAAUGUUAAAUAAUAUAUUUUGUUAAUUGAGAACAAAAUGAAAAGAAGAAAAACGACAUCGUUUUAGAAAGGAAAGGCAGUUGAAAGCGGUUGAGAAACCGUUAGCGGUACGUAACAUAAGUAACCAUGUUGACGAUGAGCGUACCAAAAAGAAAAAAGAAAAGAGAAGAAAAUGGGGAAUUAAAUUAGAGCUAAAGGGAACUUUUGAUAGCGUUCUCAGGAAUUGCCUCCGACACAAGCUCCGAAUGCCACUCUUUCUUCAAAAAAGCCAAACCCUAAAUCCCUCUCUCUCUUCCCCAUGCCGUGUUCUUCUUUCCUAAGCAUCUCUCCCCCUUUUCCCCUUUUCUUCUUCACAUUUUAACCAACCCCCAUUAUUUGUUUCAUUCCUUUUCCGAUUCUCCCUCUCAUCCUCUACCCAUUUCCCAUUAUUCCAUGGCUGUCGACGGCGUUUGUGCACUUGACGUUGUUGACUUUCCUCCCCUCCAGUCAACGACGACGCCCGAGAAACAUCGUCGAUCCUUCUCCUUGCUUUCAUCUCCUUUGAUGAUUGUUGGCCUCUCCAGGAAGAAUGUUUUGUACCGCCAGCUUCCUCAUCAGCCUCUCAUGCUCUCUGUUCUUAAAUUGGACGGCUCUUCUUUCGAUAUUCAAGUUAGGAGAUCUGCUACUGUUGCUGAAUUGAAGGGGGCCGUGGAGUUGGUCUUCAGUCACAUGCCACAGCACGGACCGGGAAAGAUUUCAUGGCUCCAUGUGUGGUGGCAUUUCUGCUUAUGCUAUGCUGGUCAAAAGUUAGUUGACGAUGCUGACUACAUUGCAAGUUUUGGCAUUAAGGAUGGUGAUCAGCUUCAAUUUGUCCGGCAUGUCACAACUGGCUACAAUGUUAUAAGAAAGCAAUCAAAGAAACUUGUGGUUUCCUCAAAACUGAUCAGUAGGAUAUCAUCUCGAUCAAAAAGCUUCAAGCAAAAUGAUCAGAAAGAUAUGGAAAGAUACAACUACAACGACAUAGAAAGUGGAAGGUGUCAACAUAGUGGCAGCAACAACAACGAUCUCUUCAUGAACCAUGAGCCAAAGAUGGUAGUGUUUUUAGGAGGAUGGUUCUCUCACACCAAGCUAGCAUCCGCAGGAAAGAUGAGCAUCAAGAGUCUGGUACGUCCAUCGGUAACUCGCCCUAGCCUGGUGCGUGGUUUCAAGAAUUUAAUACAAUUAUGCCGCGAAAAACGACAUUAUGAAAAAGUGAAUAAAAAGAAGAGAUCCAUCAUAGGAGUUUGAGUAGAUUAGGAACGAUUGAGUUAGUCUAUACUCUCUAUAAUAAAUAUAUGCAUUCUUCCUUCAUAAUCCUCGAUAUAUAAUAAGGUGUUAGACUACCAGAAUUCGUAACUGUAGUCGGCUGGUGAUUAUUGUUUUUGUGGUUAAUGACAAUAAUGGUAGGUGUAGUUAAGAAAUUAUCCAUUGAUAAUAGAAGAAGCAUUGUAUCAAAAUACCUUUACACUAAUAAUUCUUAUAGAGAAAUCAACUACUACUACUUGUACCUUACGGACAUAACUCUGAUCUAUAUAGUAAUUUUGUCUUUCUACUUGUCA
Molecule: messenger RNA, 1615 nt
Organism: Cucumis sativus (cucumber)
Lineage: Eukaryota; Viridiplantae; Streptophyta; Magnoliopsida; Cucurbitales; Cucurbitaceae
Exons: 5
Coding region: 471-1304 (277 amino acids)
Biological process (GO): mRNA splicing, via spliceosome
Cellular component (GO): U12-type spliceosomal complex
Molecular function (GO): protein binding
Source: RefSeq, a predicted model, not a curated record